AUGGAAACACCAAAACGGGUGUCUCGACGAAGUUCAACGGAAUCGAAUGUCGCCGAAACGCCAGAAACCCCAGCUAGGCGUCGUUCUUUAGAAAAAGUUCAGUUCUGCACGAGAGCCGAGUCAGGUAAAUUCUUUAGAGAACUUUUUUGGUAUUAAAUCGAUAAAUCCAUUCAGGAAGGUUAUUACAUUGUUCGCCAAAGGCGGCUAGACCAUUUACCACGCCAGUUUUGAAAGGAAAAGGAUCUUCGCAUAAAAAUGAAAAAUUAACGGAGAAUAUUUCACCGCCGUGUAAGUUUCUGCUCAAUUUUAUGCAGAGCUUUGUUUUUUUCAAAGUUUUUAUUCGUAAAAAAAUGAUGUUCAUACGAAAUUUUUCGAAAAAAAAUUAUUCGAAUAAAGAUUUUUCCAAACCUCUUAAAAGAAAUAAAUAUAAAAAUGUUUUAUAGCUAAUUUCUACUUUAAAGUUUUUUUAAAAAAAGAGACUUUUGGGCCGAAAUUGACAAUUUUAUUGUCUGAAUUCUUUUGAAACGAGAAAAUGGCUCGAAAUAAAAUUUUUGGUUGAUUUUAUUCAUUUUGAAGCUCUUUUUAUCCUCAUCAAUGAGUUUCUCUCUUUGACUUUUUUUCAAAAAAAUCUUGAAAAAAAUUCACCUUUUUAUGAAGUAUUGUAUGUAUUUUUUUGUCCCCUUUAUGGAAUUUUAAAAAAAUUUUUUUUUUCGAAGGAUCAUUUCGAAAGUUUCAAGGUCCCUUUUUAACUCUGUGAUUUUUGAACCAAACUUUAAAAAAUUUCUUGUAACUGUAUUUUUUUUUUUCAAGCCCCUUCACGAAAAAGGACGUGUGAGGAUGCAUUACUCACACCGAUCCUUGUCAAAAACCCGCCGAUCAUCAAACGAAGUUCCACUUCGAUUUUGGUAGUUCCAUAGAAGGAAAAUCAUCAAUUUUUGCGAAUAUUCAGUCGGAAGAUUUCGUCAAAGCGACAAAUCUACUCAACGGAAUGCAUAGAGAGUGCAAGGAGAAUGAAAUUCCCGUGGUUCCAACGAAAAUCGAUCGGAAAUCACCGGAGAAGGAGGAAAUUCGAGUGGAAAUACCCGUUAUUUCAACGCCUUCCGUUAUAAAUUGUCUGCCGAAGGAGGUCCUGGACAAGUAUAUGCAUUUGAAGAAAAUGUCGCGGUUUUAUGGUUGGUGUGACGCGAUUUUUAAUGAUAACUAUUAAGAGAAAAUCUGUUAAUUCAAGUCUUGAGACUCAAAUUUUGUUAUUUCUUGAAUUUUUUCACUGAAAUACAAAGAGUUUUGAAUUAAAAUCGAAAAUACUUCCUUUAUUUUACAUGCCCCUAUAGGGACCACUUAAUCUUGAGACGUCAAGGGGUCAGAUCCUAAACCCUUAUAGGGACCACCUUGAUUUUACACCUGUAGGGACCACUUUUUCGACCUCUAUAUGGGUUCUUUUCCCUCCUAAUCCCUAUAGGGAUCACUCUGGAAUUCCUAUGUAGCGGUGGAUUUAUUUUAUGAGUUUCAAACCUUUACAAUCAAUAAAUCCAUUGUAAAAGAUAGGAAAUGACUUUUUUGCUCAUCUGGGAAAAUUUUUAGUGGCCACUAUAGUAGUCAAAUUAGUGGCCACUUGAGGGGUUAAAAAUUAGUGCUACUAUUAGGUCACUAAAAAUUUUAGUGACCACUUUAGGGGUCAAUGGAUCAACAUAACUAGUCCAAUCUGUUUGUUUUAAAAUUAUCAGAGUUGCUGGAAGGAAUACUGAAUGAAAAACUACUUAAGUGGUCACUAAUUAGAGAACCUCUAUAGUGGCCACUAAAACGGAAAAUUGUGGGCACUGGAGGUGAGUUUAGUCGUCACUUUAGUAUCCUCUCCAAUAAUCCUUGGCCAGCCCCUAUAGUGGCCACGAAACAUUUUCCCAGAUUUUCCUAGUUUUAUUUGAAGAUAUCCAUGUCAGGUCCGAAUAUCCUUAUUUUAGACUGGCAAGUCGAAUGUCUGGCCGAUCCGAGGCUUCUCCGUGGUACAAAUUGUAUUCUUUCAUUACCCACCGGUGCCGGUAAAACCCUGGUCGCUGAGGUACUUGUAAAUUUGAAACAGCUUGAAAAUUCACCGGCUAGUCUUUUUCAUGAAUGGCUGUUAAAAUAAAGUAAGAUUGAGGAAUUCUUUUUAUUGUGUUUAAAGGGACAUAGACCUGUUAAUUAAAGGUCUUGAAGCGAAAAAUAGUUUUUAGUGCUUCUUCGAGGUCAUGUUGACUUUUAUGAACCCUAGCAAGAGGAUUAAAUGGCAAUUAUCCGGAAAAGUAACGUUUUUACCUAGGUUUUGAUGCUCCGAGAAGCGAUCGUGAACCGUAGAAACGCUCUGUUGGUCCUGCCAUAUGUUGCGAUUGUACAGGAAAAGGUAAAAAAUACGGGGUGACUUUAGAAGAAAAACGGAAAAAGGUCGAAAAAAGCCUGUACAGAUUUGAAUAUCAAGUCCAAUGACGUCAUUCGGAAAGGCUCUGUGAAUGGCUCGCUUUUUGAUUGGUUUGCUGAGCCAUUAAGGGCGGAGCUUGAGCGACGACUUGAAAUUCAAAAUCUGAGCAGACUAUAUAGUUUGUACAGAAUUUUCAAGUACAAUGACAUCAUUUGGAGAGGCUUUGUGAAUGGGUGGACUUCCUAACCAUGGCUGAAAUUUGGCAGAUAGUUUUUUUUUGUUUUGUUCCGAUGCUUAGAAGCCUUGAAACUUCAAGUUAAAGGAAACGUGACAAAGUAGAUUGAAGAGGUCACUUAAGAACACUUAGCAGCCCUAGAGGGAACCCUUGAAUCUUUCAGUCGUCAAAUUAGCUUUGAACACGCCAUCAAAGUUUUUUCCGGGUUUGAACGUCAAGCUCCGCCCCUAAUCAACCAAUCAGAGAGCAAGCCGCCCACAGAGCAUUUUCGAAUGACGUCAUUGGACUUGACAUUCGAAAUCUGAACCAAAAGAAUUUUCUAACCAAAAAAAAAAGCUAGAAAUUAAGAUAUCAGCCCUGGCUCCGUUCGAAGAGACCUUUGGGAUCAGUAUCGAAGAGUAUGCGGCUAAUAAAGGUGAAGCUUUUUGGCCGCACUUGGAAUGGUUCAAGCGUCGAAAUUAGAGUGGAAUCGGGUAUUAAGCUGAUUUAGACAGGCGAGAGCCAUCAAAAAAGGGUCCUGACCCGAUAAGAAAGAGAUAGUGCUUAAUUUAUGGAGAGCGCAGACAGGCCACGCCCCCUCAGCGUCCCAAGUUAACCGUGAAUCGGCUAUACAGGCGUUCUAGUGAACUUUGCUCUGUUAAAACUUUGAGUUGGUUUUUUUUUUGAUUUACGCGCAAGUCGUUUCUGGUCGGUCGCGUCAAGCAUUUUCAUUUUUAAGCUGACUUUUUCCGAGUUCUACUCACAAAUCAUUAAUGAGUAGUUUGAAGGGCGCUUUUGCGAUUACUCCCCUAUUUCAACUUGUUGAAUCCUAUUUCUUUUGAAAAACAAAAUUAUUCAGGGAGAUUCCCACCGAUUAAAAGGCGCCAACGCGUCUCCGUGUACGUUGCCACCAUUGAAAAAGUUGACUUUUUGAAUUUUCUCAGUAAAAGUUUUAUUUUAGGCCAACAUGUUAAUAAACUCCCUGGUUUCUGAAGGGAAAUUGGACGAUUUGGGGCUCGUCGUAGUGGAUGAGGUUGGUCAUCCAAGCUCAUAACAUUUUUUUUUAAAUCUCUGAUUGGCUGGCUCCGCCUUCUUUUUUCCUCUAGUCAAUCCCAGAAGAUGUUCGUUGGAGCGAAGUUGACCUGAUUAGCUUGAAAUGAAAAAUAUAAAUCAUUUCGGAAGAGACGUGAAUGAAGUUGGUCGAAUUUCCAGAAGCUAGAGAGCACUGAUAAACCAGAGAGGUUAGAGAAAAAAAAUACACGAACUCUCAUUUUUGAACGCUCUCUAACUUUAGAUAGCUAGACGGAUUUGAUAGACAAGAGAGGGUUUAGAGUAAAAAAAAAAGCGCACCCUCUCAAUUUUGAACGCUCUCUAAAUUUUGGAAGCUAGAGAGCACUGAUAAACAAGAGAGUGUAGAGAGAAAAAAAGCGCACCCUCUCAUUUUCGAAUGCUCUCUAACUUUUGAAAGCGAGAGAGCACAGAUAAGCAAGAGAGAGUUUAGAUAAAAAACACUCACUCUCUCAAAUUUGAACGCUCUCUAACUUUCGAAAGCUAGAUAGUAGUGGUAAAUAAGAGGGUUUAGAGAAAAAAAAAUCCUUUCCAUCUUCUAAAGCUGUAUCACUUUCUAAAGCUAAAGAGCAGUGGUAAACAAGAGGGUUUAGAGAAAAAAAAAAACUAUGUGCCCUCUCAAUUUUGAACGCCCUACCACUUUAGAUAACUGGAAGACACUGAAAAAAGGGAGAGUUUAGAGAGAAAAAAAACAUUCUCUCAAUUUAAAACGCUCUCUAACUUUCGAAGAUUCAAACGUAUGAAGUUAAGCUUCACAUGAUUGGCGACGGUGAUCGAGGCGCAACUAUAGAACAACUCUUGUCGAAGUUCUUAUUCAAAGGUUUUUUUUAUUUUUUUAUUUUUUAUGUCCCUUAAUUUUAGGAAGCGGUCAGGUUGUUGGCAUGUCGGCUACCUUACCGAAUAUGGAACAAUUAUCGGCUGCCUUACGGGCUUUUGUUUACUCGACUGACUUUCGACCGGUUCAGUUUUCGAUAAUAAUAACUAUGGGAGUUCAGUUUGUUCCAGAAGUGUAGAUGAAAUUAAAAAACUGGGUCAAUUGAGCCUUCUCAGACCUCGGUAACGCGUCCCGGACUUUUCUAGGGCUCACUUUAGCGCCCUCAGCUCUUUUUAGUGGACCCUCUAGUGAAUUUUAAAAGAAGCCCGGCCAGUUUGCGUUAUAGUCUGUUCAGAUUUUGAAUUUCAAGUAGAAUGACGUCAUUCGAAAACGCUCUGUGGAUGACUCGCUCUCUUAUUGGUUUAUCGCGCCAUUAGGGGGCGGAGCUUGAGUGAGGACUUGACAUUUGAAAUCUGAACAGACUAUACCGUUGCCCGACGUGAUACAAAGGAUAUGUUUUUAUGGGCCCGGGUUACGACUAAAAUAAAUAUUGGAUGGUAGUUUUGUCCAUGUGAAGUUGCUUUGAAGUUAAUUUAUCAGAAAAUUGACCUUGAGAGGCUUCAAAAUGGAUCUGAGGUUGAGCAGUUCAGAUUUAAUAUAAUAACGAGACCAAAAAAGAGUCCUAUAAGCGUAUAGAGCUGUGAAAAAUCUCGUAUAUCUUAGGAAAAGAAUUUAGGUGGCUCUGGUGGAAUACGUCAAAAUUGGGCGGACAAUGUGGAAGGUUCUGCCCGGCGGGAGGCUGGUUUUCGACGCGGAUCUGCCCGAUAAUGUUGGAAUUUUUUACUGAAAAAUUACUUGAAUUGAAAAAGGAAAAAAACCUUGAAAAACUGAGAAACUUUGAAGGGGUCUCUAUAGGGAUCCCUCCAAAAUUACGUAAAGUAGCUUUUGGGCGAUCGGUGAUUGAAGGCGCAAGGAGAAAUGUUCAAAGUAUCGUGUCACGAAAAUUACAACAAUUAUCUAAGAGUUCCUAACGUUUUUAAAUAUUUUCUGACUUAUUGUAGAGCUUUACAUGUCGUUGCGGGUUUUUUGAAGCCUUUAUAGGCUCCUUUGCCAAAAAAUCUUUUCCAGAAAAACUCAAAAUUAGACCCCGACGGUGUCUGUCAACUGCUCCAAAGCCUUCUGCCCAACAAAUCGGCCAUAAUUUUCUGUCCCAACAAGAAGAAUUGCGAAAAUGUGGCCCUUCUCAUUGCAAACUCGCUUCCACCGUGAGACGGAUUUCAAGAAGGAUUAAAGAAUUUUCAGAAAAUUUCAGGUCUUUACGGGAAAAGAACGCUUUGGAGAAGAAGAAGCUGGUGGCGAGCAUCUACGAGGACAAUGAUGGCAAGGUUUGGUCAGAAAUCAAUAUUCUUCAUCUUCCAACGAAUUAGUACCUCCUGAUGGUAAAGUUGAUAGGACAAGAUCCUUUCCUGAUAUCACUGAUGAUAUCUGGUUCUAGUGAUCUAUCCGUCUUUUUUUGAAGUGGUUUCCCACGACCUAUAUUUCUUAAAACUUGGGUCGCGACGGGGAUCGAACUUGUGACCCUGCAAACCGUAGACAGGCACACAACCUGUUGCGCUACGGCGCGCCGCCUCAUCCCAACUCUUCAAUGAAAAAACUGAAUUCUGUAUGAAGGGAAACUGGCACCUAUCCGACCUUGUAA
This is a messenger RNA of Caenorhabditis auriculariae, 6187 nucleotides long. Lineage: Eukaryota; Metazoa; Nematoda; Chromadorea; Rhabditida; Rhabditidae. The record is from the annotation of a GenBank genome assembly.